UCGCGCACCCUCGUCAUCCACCCGGGCUCGCGCUGGCUCCGCAUCGGCCUCGCCUCGUCCCUCGCGCCCGUCGCCGUCCCCAACGUCAUCGCCCGCAAGCUGCGCGGCACCGUCCCGGGCAGGGCCUCGACCAAGGGCAAGGAGCGCGCGACCGACGACGGCCAGGCUCCUGCGCCCACUGCCGCCGCCCGCCGCACGGCGGCCGGCGCCAACGGCGGCGGCGCGCCGGUCGACGGCCUGUCGGCCAAGAUCCAGUCGAUCCGGGGCGACCUGCGCGCUCGCAUGCGCGCGUACAAGCUGCGCGGCCAGGGCAACGGCAACUCGCAGGCGGCGACCUACAACGCGACCGUCGUCCCGCAGCGCAUGGAGGAGGACUUUGAGGGCGACAUCGAGUGGACCACGGCCGAGGACGAGGUGCACGCGGUUCGGAUCCCGGACGCCGAGGCGGCGGGGUACGACCUGCGGUGGCCGUUCCAGCACGGCAAGUUCAACACGGCGCCGUACGACUCGCCCCAAGAGCUCCUCGGCGACGUCGAGGCCAUCUACACGGGCGUCCUGCGCGACGAGCUCGACAUUGCCGUCGAGGAGUUCAAGGACUAUGGCGUUAUCCUCCUCAUCCCGGACCUGUACGACGAGGUGUACGUGCGCGAAAUGACCGACCUCCUCGUGCGCACCAUGGGCUUCAAGCAGAUCUGCCUCAUCCAGGAGAGCGUCGGCGCGACGUUCGGCGCCGGCUACUCGUCGGCGUGCGUGAUCGACAUCGGCUCGCUCACCUCGACCAUCACCUGCGUCGAGGAGGGCCUCGUCCUUCCCGAGACUCGGAUGGUCCUCGACUUUGGCGGCGACGACAUCACGCGGUUCCUCAUGACGCUCCUGCAGCGCCUCAGCUUCCCGUACAAGGACAUCGACCUCGCCAAGUGGCACGACUGGAUCGUCGUCGAGGAGCUCAAGGAGCGGCUCGUCGUCCUGAGCGAGGGCGACAUUGGGCUCAACCUGUACGACUUUUACGUGCGGCACCCGGGCAAGUUGACGCAGAAGUACUCUAUGCGCGUGUACGACGACUGCAUCCUCGCGCCCUACGCCCUCUUUGCGCCUCGCGUCAUCGACUUUGACGCCAAGCGCACGGCGAUCAACGAGCUGUGGAGCAAGGACGUCGACGACAACGUCGAGAUCGGCGCCGCCGACGUGACGAACGCCAUGCGUGCCUCGGUCCGCCACCUCCUCGUCCCGCCCACGCCGGUCGCCGCUCCUGGUGGCAGCGGCGCGGGCACGCCGGCCGUCGAGGAGCCGCAGCAGCAGGUCGCUGCCGUCGUCGGCGGCGGCGCGCUCCCGCCUAUUCCUCCUGCCGCCGGCGCACCCGCACCUGCACCCGCCUCGAGCUUUGCCGGCUCGCCCGCACCCGAGACGGCGGGUGGCACGCCCAAGCCGCUCGCACCUCCUGCGCCCGCCGCCGCUGCUGCCGCCGCCGCCUCGCCCGCACCGCCUCCUCCCCCUCCUCCCGCCGCCGCCGUCGACGUCGCGCGCGAGUCGUCCAAGCUGCCGCUCGACGUCGCCAUCGUCGAGUCGCUCCUCGCGGCCGGCCCAGCCGAGGAGCGCCUCAAGAAGGUGGCCGCCAACCUGCUCAUCGUCGGCGGCACGGGCGGCAUCCACAACGUCGGGUUCGCCGUCCAGUCGCGCGUCGCGCCGGCGCUCGCCGUCCGUGCACCCGUCAUCAAAGAGUGCGCGUACGUGCCGUGCCCGAAGGAGAUCGAGCCCGAGAACUUGGCGUGGAAGGGCGUCGGGGCGCUCGGCAGGCUCGAGGGCGCCCAGGAGAUGUGGAUCCGCCGCGAGGAGUGGGAGGCGCUCGGCAUGAGGGCCGUGCGCGAGCGCGCUUUCUACUGGGCAUGA
This is a messenger RNA of Rhodotorula graminis WP1, 1887 nucleotides long. RefSeq lists its product as uncharacterized. The annotation marks the transcript as partial. The record is from RefSeq and is a predicted model, not a curated record. Lineage: Eukaryota; Fungi; Basidiomycota; Microbotryomycetes; Sporidiobolales; Sporidiobolaceae. Gene Ontology annotation, cellular component: Ino80 complex. The transcript is spliced from 8 exons. Gene Ontology annotation, biological process: double-strand break repair; regulation of DNA-templated transcription.